Molecule: messenger RNA, 2423 nt
Organism: Trichophyton rubrum CBS 118892
Lineage: Eukaryota; Fungi; Ascomycota; Eurotiomycetes; Onygenales; Arthrodermataceae
Exons: 3
Coding region: 616-1923 (435 amino acids)
Biological process (GO): transmembrane transport
Cellular component (GO): membrane
Molecular function (GO): transmembrane transporter activity
Source: RefSeq, a predicted model, not a curated record
CUCUGUGGUGCCGUUUGUUGACCUGAUAACUAGUUAGCUGCAGGACGGUAUCCAUACUCCGGGAGGUAGCUGGAGGCGCCGCGCAGGACGAACAGAGGAAGUAGAAAAAAGAAAAACAAAACCACGUUUAUGGCCGUCUGGAUCUUCUUUAAUUUCUUUCGGUUUCUUUUUUCCUUGCAAAUUUCCAUCUCCGAGUCCUGCAACUCCCCUGGUUGUUGUUGCUGUUGCUGCUGGUUGCUGCUGUGUUGAUACCGCGAGCCAGCGCUUCAAGAUGGCCUCUGAAGACUCCGAAAAGUCGCCCGUCGAGCAGAAGACGGGGCUGGACAAGGAGAUGCCGGUCACUUCCGGCGCAUCUCGAGAUCUCGACCAGGCGUAUCGCUUCUUGCAGCAGUAUGGGGAGUCCGGGGAGAGUGCGCAGGCCAGCGCUGCUGAGCUGAAGCGCAUCCGCUGGAAGGUCGACCUCUACAUCAUCCCGAUCAUGUUUGUCUGCUACACCAUGCAGUUCAUCGACAAGGUCUCGCUCAAUGUGAGUUCAUCUUCUUGUUUCUUCAUUUCGUGUAGAUGCGUUGUCGCAGAGAUUAAAGGAUGUCUUCUAUAACUUAGUACGCAGCUGUUAUGGGCCUCAACAAGGACCUCAAGCUCAAGGGGAACAACUUCUCAAACGCCGCCACGGCCUUCUUCAUCGCAUACCUCAUCGCCGAAGUCCCAACCGGAUACAUUUUGAACAAGAUAUCUGCGCCCAAAUGGCUGGCGCUCAACGUCACGCUCUGGGGCAUAUCAACCGCCUGCACAGCGGCUGCCCGGGACUACAAGACCCUGCUCGCGGCUCGCAUCUUCUUGGGCAUCUUCGAGGCUGCCAUUGCGCCCUGUCUGGUGCUCAUCAGCAGCCAGUGGUACACCAAGUCCGAGCAGGCGCCGCGAUUCUGCAUCUGGUACUCGGGCCUGGGCCUGGGACAGAUCAUCGGCGGCCUCGUCUCGUUCGGCUUCCAGCAUGUCAAGAACCCCGAUUUCACCGGCUGGAAGGCCAUGUUUGUCGUCCUGGGCGCUGUCACUUGCGUGGCCGGCAUCGCGACCUACUUUAUCAUUCCAGACAGCCCCAUGAAGGCGCGCUUCUUGACCGAAAAGGAGAAGGCCGCCCUGCUCAAGCAUGUCUCCUGCAACCAGACCGGAGUCAUCAACACCAGCUUCAAGAUGGCCCAUAUCAUUGAGACGCUUCUCGACGUCCAGAUCUGGUUCAUGACCAUCAUCACUACCUUGAUCUCCGUAUCGAGCGGAGUGGUGACGACCUACUCGGCCACCCUGAUCAAGAGCUUCGGCUACUCUGCUCCUAGAUCUGCCCUGCUCAACAUGCCCAGCGGUGCCGUAUCCAUCAUCAGCACUGUCGUCAUCGGCUUCGCAAUCCGCUACAAGUUGUACCGCUCCGUUGGCAUUGUAGCCUGCUGCAUCCCUGGAAUUAUCGGCGGUGCUUUGCUUUCCUUUGCGCCAGAGCACAACCAAGGAGCUCUCUUGGCUGGCAUCUACCUCGUCAACUCCAUUGUUCCAACCCUCAUUGUCAUCUACCAGUGGCUGGCCUCCAAUGUUGCUGGCAGCACCAAGCGUUCUGUCAGCGCUGCCCUGGUCACCGCGAGUUUCAGCAUCGGGAAUAUCAUUGGGCCCCAGACCUUCCAGGCAAAGGAUGCCCCUCGCUACAUCCCAGCCAAGAUCGCCGUCCUGGCUACUCAGGCCUGUGGAGCUGUGCUCGCAGCCUGCCUGCUGGGCUACUACAUCUGGGAGAACAAGCGGAGGGACCGGGUUGCGGCGCAGAACUCCCAGGCCCUGCCCGUCUCGGAGGAUACCACUCUGUCCCAGACCACGUCCGCCGAGCAGAAAAAAUGGGACAACCUGACUGACAAGGAGAACUUGACUUUCAGAUACGUCUACUAGGAGGGAUUUCUACAUCUAACAAAUUACAGGUAUCUAUCCUUUUUAUGGUUGUUUCAUUUCGCCCUUAUUCGUAUCAGUUGUCCUUCAAUGCGCCAAAAGAACCAUUUAUUGUAUAUAUUUAUUCCCUGGAGACUUCAGCUUAAUCUCCUUUCUUUUCUCGCAUGAUUGACUCCCAGACUGUCAGAAUCGAUGAAGAAGAGAAGAGUACAUAGUCUUGACCGUAUAAAAAUAGAGAUAUAAGCUAUCUUUGCUUGCUGCGACCCCUUGAGAAAAUACGAGCACCAACACGAAGACCCAGCAACACGCAAUUAAGACUAAUUGAUAGCGUUACUUAUGUGCAUCAAUGGUCUCUAUGCAAAUGUUGUUAUUCUUACACUUAAACUAUACGACGUCGUAGAGUAUCAUCAGAUCCGUACGAGGCGGACGCUCGUGUUGCGGAUAUUUCGACCUUCAAGGCGCUAAGUCGGAUGCAAUUACACACCUACCGCGGGCAUUUACGU